ACAUUCCUUGGAGCACGAAACCGUGCGAGUGCCCAAACAAAGGGCGUGCCAUUUAUUGACGGAGAUCUGUCAUCUGUGUUUUCAGAGGUACAGAUCUUUGCACGAGAAGGGAGCUUACGAAUUUUACACAUUUUUCCAAAUCCCACCUUAGCAAAUUUUGUUUUGGUUAUAAUUAUACAAUAUACACACAUUAUUUAUCACACACAGAGGAGCCUUGAAGGUGGUGAGAUGUGGGAAUCAAUCUGCUUAACCGUGGCGGCCACUGCCGGUAAUAACAUCGGAAAAGUCCUCCAGAAAAAGGGCACUCUUAUUCUCCCACCUCUCUCUUUCAAGCUCAAGGUAAUAAGAGCAUAUGCUUCCAACAGAGCUUGGAUUACUGGCUUCUUGAUGGAUAUAUUUGGAGCUAUCUUGAUGUUGCUAGCACUUUCUCAUGCUCCUGUAUCAGUCAUUCAACCUGUUUCCGGCUGCGGGCUUGCUAUCCUUUCGGUUUUUUCACAUUUUUAUCUGAAGGAAAUCAUGAAUCCUAUUGAUUGGAUGGGAAUCAUUUUUGCUGGUAUUGGCACUAUAGGUGUUGGUGCUGGAGGGGAGGAACAGAAGUCUUCAUCUAUUUCAAUAUACCAUCUACCGUGGCUAGCAUGUGUUGUUGCUGUCUUGUUUGUAGUAUUUAAUUGUAGGGAUGGGAAUGUUCUAAUAAUCUCAUUACUAAAUUCUGAAGUUUGCUUGAUGGAGCAGAUGCAAUAUUUCCAGCUGACUAAACAAAGUUAUAAACUGUCUUCUAGUAAAUCUUCAUCUUAUCAUGUGCUUCUUAAUGGAUGGCUUCGUGUGUACAGACGUCAAAGACGAGAACAGGAGUUGAUGCAAUAUGAGGUUGUUGAAGAAAUCAUUUAUGGCUUGGAAUCUGGCAUCUUAUUCGGGAUUGCAUCUGUAAUUUCAAAGAUGGGGUUCGUAUUCUUGGAGCAGGGCUUUUCCAAGCUAUUACUCCCCAUUUGCAUCUCCAUUAGCAUUUGCUGCAGUGGUUCUGGAUUCGUUUAUCAGACCCGUGGAUUGAAGCACGGAAGGGCAAUUGUAGUGUCUACUUGUGCAGCUGUUGCUUCAAUAGUGACGGGCGUGCUUGCUGGCAUGCUUGCUUUGGGCGAACGUUUGCCUUCAGCUCCUGUGGCUCGUCUAAUGCUUCUUCUUGGAUGGUUGUUUAUAAUUGUUGGUGUGAUUUUGCUUGUGACCUCAACACGUCUGGUUAGAUACCUCCCGAGGCCAUGGAGAAGAUUUGUGAGAAGUGGAGUUGAGAGAAGGCAGUCGAGUUCUAUUAGAACGAGGGAAACUAACCCUAGUGCUGUUAUCCAAACGAGCACGCUGCACCAUUUACUUUCAUCUCCUUCUAAAUCGAAAUCUUGAUUCUUUUUUUUUUUUGUUCGUUUUUACUAGAAAAGAAUGGAAAUUUACUAGUUACAUAGAAAUGCUGUUCGACUCUCAGGAACGUAUAAUUUUAGUCUCGGUUUGGAGAAAUUCGUUGAGAGUGUACAGUUUUUAUCUCUGUGUACAUUUACUUACAGGGGCAUAGAUCAGCUCAGCUCAAUUGUUCUAAAGAUUGUUUAGCAAUUCGCAUCUUUAUUGAGGGACCCCAAGUGUUAUUCAGUACAAAUGAGAAGAUUAUUAAAGGCUGCCCAAAAAGGG
Striga asiatica is the source of this 1671-nucleotide messenger RNA. Lineage: Eukaryota; Viridiplantae; Streptophyta; Magnoliopsida; Lamiales; Orobanchaceae. The record is from the annotation of a GenBank genome assembly.